CUGAGAGUCAACACACCCUAACGACCGCACAGAGGAGGAAAGAGAAGAGGACUGAACUAAGUGUCCGAGCAGCCCACAGCAUGGGAACAAUCAACAAACGACACUGGUUUUUCGUUCAUCUCCAGUGUCUCCUGAUUGGCAGUUUAGUUGACUCCUCCUCCCUGUCCUCCGUCUCGUACUUCCAGAUUGUCACCUCCACUGUGGGGAGUCAAGUGGUUCUUCCCUGCAGAUGGAAGAAACACCUGGGGGAGGAGGGCCCGUCCAGCUUCCACAUCCAGUGGACCUCCUUGGCAGACACCGUGUUCGAGCAGUGGGGAGUGGAGAAGUGGCAGGCGGAGGAGUUUGAGGGCCGGGUGGAGGUUCCCGAGGAGAAGCUCACGUCCGGGGAUUGUUCUCUGAUCAUCAGCGAUGUUCAGAUCAGAGACACGGGGAGAUAUGAGAGCUUCAUGGUGGUGGACGGCGUGAGAUCCAAAAAAACCAGGGUCUUCAUUCAGGGCGUCAAGCUGUCUGUGUUCGACCACAAAUCCCUGCAGUCUCAGGGUCCAGGUGAGGACUUGGUUCUGGAUCUCCACACCCCUCACUCUGUGAGAGUGGUCUUCCAGGGCAGGAACAGCUCCGAGUGGUCGGACCUGUGGGUGAGGGAGGGUGAGAACAGUCGGCGUCUGGAGAAACAUCCACUGAAAGAGCAGCUGACGAUGAAGAACCUGCAGAGCUCAGAUGAAGGAACGUACAAAGUUCUGGAUGAGCAGGGCCUCGCUGUGAGCACCGUGCAGCUCUCUGUGGAAAAAAGCUCCACAGCUCUCAGAUUCCGCCAGGUUUCAGAAGAUGACAUGAUUACAGGUGACGCUGCCAGAAGCAGCUGCUCAGCUCAGCUCGUCCUCUCGGUUCUCGUCCUGAGUUUCCAGAUUCCUCAUCUGCUCUGAGAGGAUCUCUGCUCAGGAGCAGCCCUGUGUGAUUCAAUGUCCUCAUUUACUGUCAUUGGGUUUCUGAACUGUAAAUUAAGCCUGAAUGAUGUUUCAGAUGAGCCAGGACACUGUGUGUUCGAGUGAAGAGGACGAAGACGGUGAUGAGGACUUUGUGUUUUAGUCUACAACUGUGAGUCAAAAGUUUAAGACCACUCGAUUUUAUCAGGAGACACUGAAGCAUGAGUCUUUUUUUCUAACAACAGAAUGAGAACUUAACAUUUUCAUACAUUUACAGCCUUGUUCUCUCUACAUGUUCUGUGACACAGCUGUCAGCACAUAGCACACAGACAGAAUCUAUAAGGUAAUCACUGGUUCUGCAGUUGUAAAUGUUAAUUAUCAGUUUAUAGUUGUUUUUUUUUUUAGCUUGAAGGCGUCCUGCAGCCCUUUUCCAAAAGACAUGACUGUCCACUAUUUGUUGACCAGGCAAAAUGCAAACCAGCAACUCUAAAGACGGAGAAGUCGACAUUUUCUCAGUUUGACAUCGAAGCUUAAAAACAUUUAGUGUUUGGUGAAUCUGACGAUAACUAGUGUCAAACUGACGUGUAUUUAUUUUGUAGUUGUAGGUCUUUGUGAACGAUGAUGCACUAACACUGUGAAUUAAGUGAACAUCAAUAAUAAUUAUUCUAAUUAUCCAUCAAAGUCAACUUUCGGUUUUCUUUUCUGUCACUUGACGUUAGUGUCGUGUGGUAAUCGUAGCUUUGAGCAGCUCUCUCUGCUGUCGUGUGCUUUCCUCAUGUUUAAUCAACCAAAAUAUUGUUUGAUUUAGAAAAUGAUCUUCAGAUUAAUCCACAAGUAAACGAACGUAAACAACUAGAAAGUAAAAACACAGGAAGUCCUGCAUCCAAGUCAAAAGUACAAGGUAAUGAGACUUUUUCAUUAUUUGUCUGGACAAAUAAAUAAAUAAUCAGUUCAUUAGGAAAAUGAUCUUCAGAUUCAUUAACACGUUAGUUGGAGUCCUGGUUUAUAAAAUCUUUUCAGAUUUUGCACAUAAGCAGCCUGAGUCUGAAGAAAAUGAGUCUAAACAUUGAUGGAGAUUAUCAUCAUCAUUAUUAUUAUUAAUAUUAUUGUGAACAUGUAAAAUGUGUUUUGUAGCUUUUGUUGUGAUUUGUUUUGCUGUGUGUGUGUGUGUGUGUGUCACAGUAUUUAUAUCACUCAUGUUCUUUCAGCAGCUUCAGAGUUUAAAGUGAUUUUUUUCAGUUGCUCUUUAAUCUGUUUCAGUUCAUUCAGACGAAAAUAAAUGAAAAUAAAACAGCAAACA
Messenger RNA from Toxotes jaculatrix (banded archerfish), 2223 nucleotides. It is a transcript of the gene igldcp, whose product is annotated as galectin 17. Gene Ontology annotation, biological process: T cell costimulation; negative regulation of T cell proliferation; positive regulation of T cell proliferation. Gene Ontology annotation, cellular component: external side of plasma membrane. NCBI's taxonomy places the organism in Eukaryota, Metazoa, Chordata, Actinopteri, Toxotidae. Bases 81 to 923 code for a protein of 280 amino acids. The record is from RefSeq and is a predicted model, not a curated record. The transcript has 7 exons.